This is a messenger RNA of Nematolebias whitei (Rio pearlfish), 698 nucleotides long. It is a transcript of the gene prkra, whose product is annotated as protein kinase, interferon-inducible double stranded RNA dependent activator. NCBI's taxonomy places the organism in Eukaryota, Metazoa, Chordata, Actinopteri, Cyprinodontiformes, Rivulidae. The transcript is spliced from 6 exons. The record is from RefSeq and is a predicted model, not a curated record. Bases 1 to 660 code for a protein of 219 amino acids.
AUGUCUCAAGAUGAAUCACCAGCUCCAACUACCGACGACCAAAUAAGGUUCUCACCUGGAAGGUCCGACAGUAACGGCAUCGCAGCUGAAACAAACUUCAAUCCAAACUCUGUGUGUUUACUGCAGGAGCUGGCGAUCCAAAGAGGUUGGCGUCUACCUGAUUACACAGUUUUGACGGAGUCUGGUCCGUCACACCACAGGGAGUUCACGGUUGCAUGUAAAAUUGAGUCGCUGACAGAAAAAGGUGUUGGAAGUUCCAAAAAAACUGCAAAAAGAGUGGCUGCAGAGAAAGUGGUGGCAAAACUUCAAAGUUUGUCAGGAGGUGCAGAAAUCACAUGGACUCCUAAACCGAGCGUUCUGUUUGAGAACAUCAAGAACUCCAGGGCGGAGAAGAUCUCCUCACUGAGGGGAAACCCACUGAGCAUUCCCAACACAGACUACAUCCAGAUGUUGUUGGAGCUUUCUAAAGAGCACAGCUUCGAGGUCACAUACUUUGAUAUAGACGAGCUGACGGUGAACGGUCAGUACCAGUGCCUGGCAGAGCUGUCCACCGACCCCGUGACCGUGUGUCACGGCACCGGCAUCUCCUGCAGCAACGCUCACAACGACGCGGCGCACAGCGCACUGCAGUACAUCAAAAUCAUGGCUUCCAGCAAAUAAGCACAUCAUCGACAGAUAUUCAUCACCUGGUCUUGAAG